CGCUGAAGCAAGAGGUGGUUUUGCGUGAGUUCCGUAUUUCGCGCGCUGUUUUGUACGUGAUUUGUGGUUAGUGUGAUUUUAUGUGAGUGAUCUGUGGAUUAUAAUUGACUCGGCGGACUUGAGUCUCAAGGAUUAAUAUUUUCAUUUUCGCACUGGAUGAUACAUUAACUGGUAUCCGUGUGGAUUGCUUGUUUUUUUUUAUAGAUAAUGAUGUAUUUGAAAGAAAUCUGGAAAACCUCAUCUAGAAUCAACGCUUCUUUCAUAGAAUAAAUGAAAAUCGACAUUUCUUUAACUGAGCAUCUUUCCGUGUGAGCCUUGAUUAAAAUAUUUCAUCACUUGUGGCAAUGGAACUCUACCAAUCCAAAACCAACACCAUAUACCAAUCUUUCCAGAACGGCAAUGUGAAAACUUGCCAAGAGAAACCCGAGCAGAUAUAUUGCGAUCCAGAGAUAGUGAGGAAGAACUCGAACAAUGAGAAACACGCCGUUAAGGUGAUCAUGGAAAAAUACGAUUCUCUGCGGUGUCUCAACACUCAGAUGGAUAAUCUGCAGAUUUCAUCGGAUUCCGGAGAUUCUAUCGCGAAAGUUUCUUUCGAUGACAGUAAUGGGCCAUCUGAUGACCUCAACGGAGAUUACGACGAGAACAAUAGCGUUUUCGAAAAUGGCGAACUUACCGAGCAGGACAUACUGCAGGUGGAAGUGUUCUUCAGAAGCCAUAAGACAUACGUUUCUGUGUGCCGUUGUUUGGCUAAUUUAUAUUUCUCUACGCCGGAUGGCAACGAGAAGAAGAACGAAUGGGAAUUAGCACGAACUGGCAUUCCAGUGAUUCUUCUGGACAAAGGUGAGACACGCGCCAGGAACAAAAGAAUGCUCCAGAUUGUGCUGGCUGAGAAGGGAUCUGGUUUUGUUUUGUGGAAGGAUGUUAUAGACAAUCUUUCGAACUAUAAAGCGGAGGAAAGUAGUACCUUCCACACUAUGUACUUAUCUAGUGAUCACAGAAAAAUGGCUGGACUGAGCUUCGAUUCCGCGGAGGCAGCUGAGAAAUUCCUGAAAGAAAUCGAACAAUUGACGUCAGAUCCACUUAACAUCUGUCUUUCUGUACCAAAGCAAAAGAAGAAAGGUUUGAAACCUCUGAAAAAGAAAGAAAAGGUGAAGCAGCCGAGAAAAAGUGAAAUUUCGACUCCAUGUUGCUUCGAACAUGUAACUAGCGUUGCAUUAGAUGACAAGAAAAAACUAUUCUCUAUGGCAACUUUAGUGCCAUCUGGUGAGAGAGUCAGCUCUUAAACGUGCAAUGUUGUAUUCAAGAGACAUUUAUUUUGCAUGGACAGAAGAAAGAAAUCCCGUAGACUCGCAUCAGUCAGUGGAUAUACAAAUUCCACUAAAAAAAAAAAGAAGAUGGCUGCAUAAAGAUUAUUGUGUCAUCUUGUGCCAGUAGAAUGGAUUUUCUUUUACUAUUUGUCCAUUUACUAAAAUUCCAUUGAAAUAAGUCAUAAAUUAUCUUGUUAGUGUAGCUGAAUACUUUCCACUCUUAAAAAAAGUAGAUUUAAUGUAGUGGGAAAGUCAUAUUGUUGUGAAUCUCAUCUUUAUCAUUUCUUAAAUCAUGAAAUGUCUCCGAUUUAAUUAUAGUAUUCUGAGUGUUUGAACAAAAUCAUCUGAAAAUGCAUGAGCUGUUGAAGAUCAUCCAUUAAAAAAAAUUUUGAACAUUUAUUACUUAUUAAACAACAGUAUAAUCAACUUCAUGUAUUCACGCUUUACUUUAUUCUGGCAGUUGUAUUCAUUUGACUGAAAAAAAUGAUAUCACAUUAUUUAAAAGUGAAAUAAGCAUUAAUCACGAAUUAGAAAUUAUGUCUAUGUGUAAGUCCUGAAGAAUACUGUAUUCUGGGAUUUCAUGCUGAAUGGACGUUCUGAAAUUCACAAGUUUAUGCUCUACAAAAUGAAUGAAAUAAUGUGAAACAUUUGCUUACGGUGAUAAAAAGCAAAAUACCAUCAUGAUGAAUAUUUCAGAACAAAAGAACAUUUUAAAAAAAUCGUCUUAGUAGCAUAAAAGUAGGACAAUUCCUUCAUAGUCGAUCCACUCAUGUAUCGCAACAUCUGGUGCUAAAACUCAUAAUUCACAUUUGUUACUUCUGUUGAUAUUUAAAGGAAGAAAGGAAGAGGAAGUUUUUAAAUACUGAUCAUUCUAACGACAUUUUCCUCUAAGGGUUAAUUAGCACUUUCCUGUUGUACUUGUAGCUUUUGAACUAAAUACUCUAUAUGCAAAACAGUGUAUCAUUUUUGUUUCAAAUUUUGCUGACACCCUCAUUGUGUAUGAUCCUGCUUUGUGGCAAUCCCCUUCCCCCCCCCCUUUCCUCAUCUCUGAUUGGUAGCUAAAUAUUUAUGAUUAUUGCUAUCUAUUUAGUAUUGUGUUGCAAAAAAUAGCCAAACGAUUUAUACUUUUAAAUGAUUCUGCAGUAGAAAUCUAUUUAGAAUUCUUUUGCAAAAAAUUCCAAGCGAUUUAUAUUUUAAAAUCAUUUUGCAGUAGAAAUCUAUUUAGAAUUCUUUUGCAAAAAAUUCCAAGCGAUUUAUAUUUUUAAAUCAUUUUGCAGUAGAAAUCUAUUUAGAUCUGUAGUUGCAAAAAAUUCCAAACGAUUUAUACUUGUAAAUCAUUUUGCAGUAGAAAUCUAUUUAGAUCUGUUGUUGCAAAAUAUUCCAAACGAUUUAUACUUUAAGCUGAUUCUGCUGUAAAAAUGUUCAUUUUGUGAAAUUCUGCUUAAUUUCAUAAAUGUAUAAUGUAAGUCAGUUUUUUUUUGGGGGGGGGGGUCUUUACAAUUUUUUUCUCUUUGUCUUUCAAAGCAGUAAAAAUGUUGACAAUUCAACUUGCAGUGAUUUCAUAAUGAUUGAAAAAUGUUGACUAAAACAUCUAAAGGUUGAGAUGUAUGAAUUUUGAUUAUUAUGUCGAUUCUUACGUGUUUCGAAAUUAUAGAAUUUAUCCACGAUAGAUCUCUCUAUUUCAUGAAUUGGAUUAUUAUUUUCUUCUAUUUUCUGAUUAAAUAGCUUAAGAUAAUUUAUUACGUGCCUGUGCUUAAUUGUCAGUAGCGAGUUUGAUUUUCAAACUGGCAGAAUUAAAAAAAUAUUGUAAUUGUCAAAUAAAAUUAAACAGAAAAAAAAAAUUAGAACAGCUUUUCGUUUUCUUUUUUUAUAUAACUCUGAAUAAGUAAGUAAAUUGUUAGUAAUCUUUAUCAUCUUCAGUAUAAACAAAAAAACAAAAAACUUUUCUGUAAAUUUCUAUAUGAAACAACAUCAUUUGCAUAAUUUUAUGUAAUUAUUUCAAAGAUGGAGACAAGAACUACAUAUCCAAUUCAAUGCUCUGCUUUCUUUGAAUUAUAUUUUUUUAACUAAAAAUGUUUUAAUUAUAUGAAAUGAAAUUUCAUGUUUUGAUAGUUUAGAAAGGUAUAAUGAACAGAUAGUUUGUGCUGAUCUAACUUGAAGAAAAAAAUAUUUUCUUGUCGAUAAUUUGAUUGAUGUAUGUCUUCCAGAAUUAUUUCUUGUAAUGUAAUGGAUCAUUCUCUUAAAAUAAAAUUUUUUCUUUAGUUUCUCUAAAUGAUAUGAAACUAAUGAUAUUGAACAAUCUCUUAAAAACAGUGAAUAAUGUGUAUAAAUAAAUCACUUUAUUGAUUGUAGAUCAGUUUCCAGCAUAAACAAAAGUGAUACGAAUCAGUAUUGAUUGCUAGAAUUUCGAAAGGGGGGGGGGAAAUCGACCUCGCUGUUUCAGAUUGCUUUUUUUGCCGUGACUUCCGUAACCUAAAUAAAAAUGAUAAAUGCUUAUAAAAACCAGUUACCUGAAAGAAAGUUUAAAAUAAAUCACGAUUUUGUUUUUAUAUUCUGGACAAACACAUCUUUCAGAACACGUUCCUGGUCGGGGGGGGGGGUCUGAUCCUUGUGUUACAGAACAACAUACUCUAGUUAACUGAGUUUUUUUAAUUUCGAUCUGAAUAAUGAUACGAUAAAUAUUGGAAGUAGCAACAGAUGGUGUUACCUGAUAAAUCAAAAUAUUGAUCAUGCAUGUUGAUUUAUAUUUUAUGAAAAAAUGUUACCUUGAAUGAUGGCAGUUGCUUGAAUUAAACAACAUUACCCCUCCCCUUUAAUCGCUUUCUAUAUUAAAAUGUUCCAUUUGCAAGUCUUUUGAUUGAUUGAAGAAAUAUAAAUACUAGCUGCCAGAUUAUUAGAACAGGAACAUACUCUUUUAGUUACAAUAAUUUCUUUAAAAAAAUUUCCUUAUACUUACUUAAUGUACUAGUGAUAGUUAAAUAUUUCUGAAUUUUUCUCUGUCUGUAUGGGAUGAUAUUUUUGAGAGCUGCCAGUAUAAAACCUUUCUUGUGUCAGACAAUAUAGAAUCGGAUUAUGUACAAUUUUAUCCUAAGUGUUGUUUUCAUUUUGAAGCUUGAAUAAAACAACAUUACCCCUCCCCUUUAAUCGCUUUCUAUAUUAAAAUGUUCCAUUUUCAAGUCUUUUGAUUGAUUGAAGAAAUAUAAAUACUAGCUGCCAAAUUUUUAGAACAGGAACAUACUCUUUUAGUUACAAUAAUUUCUUUAAAAAAAUUUCCUUAUACUUACUUAAUGUACUAGUGAUAGUUGAAUAUUUCUGAAUUUUUCUCUGUCUGUAUGGGAUGAUAUUUUUGAGAGCUGCCAGUAUAAAACCUUUCAUGUGUCAGACAAUAUCGAAUUGGAUUAUGUACAAUUUUAUCCUAAGUGUUGUUUUCAUUUUGAAGCUUGAAUAAAACAACAUUACCCUUCCCCUUUAAUCGCUUUCUAUAUUAAAAUGUUCCAUUUUCAAGUCUUUUGAUUGAUUGAAGAAAUAUAAAUACUAGCUGCCAAAUUUUUAGAACAGGAACAUACUCUUUUAGUUACAAUAAUUUCUUUAAAAAAAUUUCCUUAUACUUACUUAAUGUACUAGUGAUAGUUGAAUAUUUCUGAAUUUUUCUCUGUCUGUAUGGGAUGAUAUUUUUGAGAGCUGCCAGUAUAAAACCUUUCUUGUGUCAGACAAUAUCGAAUCGGAUUAUGUACAAUUUUAUCCUAAGUAUUGUUUUCAUUUUGUUCUCAGCAUUCAUGUUGAGCAUACCUACUUUUGAGAAACUUUUCUUAUAAUUAAAGGAGAAUGUAGUGUAGUUUCUAAGACAAUUGACAAAAACAAGUUAUAUAUGGUGUAGUUUUGUUUACAGAAGCCCAGUGUGCUUCAUAGUUAAGAAAAAAAAAAAUGAAACUGCAUCAAAAUCUUUUUUGUAUUUGCAGUUGUAUACAUUCAUCGUAUUUCUGAAUUCUUUCUCCAAUUUUUAAGAAAUAAUUUAAUUUAUCUAUGGGAAAUACACUACUACCUGAACUUAAGUAUUACGCCUCCAAAUGAUGUAUACUGUUCUAUACUAAUAUGAUAUUGAUGAAAUAGAAAUAGCUAUAAAGAGGAAUGUGAUAUUUAUAUAAAAUCCUCCUUAGAGGGAAUGUGUGCUAUAUUAGAAUUACGAAUAGCUGUUAUGCAAAAUGCUAAAUUAAGCUUCUUGGGAUUGAAUCUUUAUAUUGUUUAUUUUUUGAAGCUAUCCUAUAUGAUGUAAAUAUACUUGAUAAUAAAUAAACUUGUACAGUAUUGAA
Molecule: messenger RNA, 5617 nt
Organism: Argiope bruennichi
Lineage: Eukaryota; Metazoa; Arthropoda; Arachnida; Araneae; Araneidae
Gene: MESR3
Exons: 3
Coding region: 345-1283 (312 amino acids)
Biological process (GO): regulation of transcription by RNA polymerase II
Cellular component (GO): nucleus
Molecular function (GO): DNA-binding transcription factor activity, RNA polymerase II-specific; RNA polymerase II cis-regulatory region sequence-specific DNA binding
Source: RefSeq, a predicted model, not a curated record